CUGUACAAAAAAAAAGGUUUGUAUUCAAUGUCAAAGUAAAUAUUGUAGGCGCUAGGCUUCUAUUCUUUUCUAGGUUCCUACUUCCUAGUCUUAGGCUGCUCCCCUAUUUCCCAACUCCUCCAACAAAGCUAGAUUGCAUCAUCUCCCUCUACCCGUUGAUCACAGCAAUUGCUCCCCAACCUUAUAGCUCGAAAUCAAUUACUGGUCAUUUUAAGUGAAAUUUAUAGUUUUGCACUCGUGUUUUCGGGCGAAGAAGAAGAGGUGCGAGAUAGAGAGAGGAGGCUGGUCUUUGAGAAUGAGAAGAAGAGGAGAUUUAUGAAUUCCUUGAGUGGGUCUGUCGUGGAUAACAUUGAUCCUUGAAAUUAUCUAGAAAGUACACAAUUGUAAGUUUUCUGGUGAAAUUAGGAAAAGACCCAGUUCAGCUGUGAACGUACAGGUUGUUUUAGUUGCGAUGAGUUCAGGAAAUGUGGGGCGGCUGCCAUUGAUGAAUGUUGUUAAAUUUAAGGGAGUGCCAAUUCUGCAGCAAUUGCAUUUGGAGGAGCGGCUGCUAAGGACUUCACCUCAAAACUGGUGCAUUGUAAAUGAUGGAACCAAUGAACCCACCAUUGUCAUGGGUAUUUCAGGUAAAGCAGCUGAACUUCUUGAAAUCGGUUCUGUUUUGCAAGACAAGAUUCCAGUAGUAAAGAGGUUUACUGGAGGAGGCACUGUAAUUGUUGAUCACAGGACAGUUUUCAUCUCCUUCAUAUGCAACAAGGAUGCUGUCCCUACUGUACAACCAUAUCCUAGGCCCAUCAUGUCAUGGAGCAGCCAACUCUAUAGCAAAGUGUUUCAAGGAGUUGGGGAUUUCUCUCUUCGUGAAAAUGACUACGUUUUUGGCAACCGCAAGUUUGGGGGAAAUGCUCAAUCUAUCACAAAAGGCCGUUGGAUCCAUCAUACAUCCUUUCUUUGGGAUUAUGAGAUGAUGAACAUGGCUUAUCUCAAACUUCCAAAACGAGCUCCUGACUAUCGACAGGCAAGAGACCAUUCAGACUUUAUCUGCCGCAUGAAGGAUUAUAUAUCUCGACAAGAAUUCAUAAAUAGAACCAUAUCUGCACUUGACAGCCACUUUUCUGCGACUUCUCUGGAGCUUAAAUCAUUUGACUGUCCUGAUGAUACGAAAUUUAUGCCCUCCUCUAGAUUGCUUGGAAAAGAAGAAUUGGAGGAAAGGUUUGAGUCUGAAUCUGGGAAUGUCAUACUUCAGUCACUGUAACUGCCACAAGACCUUCGCUUGAGGUGCUACUGUAUGUCAAUGUACCUUAAUUGGUUAUUCGUCGAGGAAUAAUUUUCCCUCUUUCCAUGAGAAUAUUUUUGUUGGAUUGGGCUCCUAAUCUGGUUGUGGUUGCCUACCUCCAACUCAUUCAUGUUGCUACUUCCUCGGAUAAAAAUACUGGGAAGAAGUGCUACCUUUUACCAUUGUGCGUUACAGGAGGUAUAAUUAAGUCCUUGUUUGUAAGCACAUCGAUUGAGCGUCUACAUUAUUAAUUCACUGGACAAACCACCAUCUCUACAGAUACUGUUUUGUAAUCUGACCAUCUCUCUCUCCUUCAUUUGCUUGUGGUUUUAUUUUUUACAGCAAAGGGACUCUGCUUAAAAUUU
Molecule: messenger RNA, 1635 nt
Organism: Nicotiana tabacum (common tobacco)
Lineage: Eukaryota; Viridiplantae; Streptophyta; Magnoliopsida; Solanales; Solanaceae
Biological process (GO): protein modification process
Molecular function (GO): protein dimerization activity
Source: RefSeq, a predicted model, not a curated record